This is a messenger RNA of Dibothriocephalus latus, 282 nucleotides long. The record is from the annotation of a GenBank genome assembly. NCBI's taxonomy places the organism in Eukaryota, Metazoa, Platyhelminthes, Cestoda, Diphyllobothriidea, Diphyllobothriidae.
GGCGACUGCUUCGCUGGCAGUUCCGCUGGUACUGUCAUCGACCCCAACACCGGUCUUCCCAUCCUGCCGGAGCAACUCUCACUCUCCACCGACAUGGCCAUCGUGGUGCGCGCCAUGCUGGCUCCCGACUCCGGUCUUGAGAUUCACGAUCGAACCUGGCUCAAGAUUACCAUCCCCAACGCCGUUAUUGUGCGGUUGAAGCUUCCAAGGUCCUCACACUUCUCAAACUACGGAACGCAUGACCUGUACUUGACCAUCUUUCCACCCAUCUGCGGAAAUUAG